This is a messenger RNA of Filobasidium floriforme, 1722 nucleotides long. RefSeq names its product serine/threonine-protein kinase 12 (aurora-B). The coding region runs from base 71 to 1555 and encodes 494 amino acids. Gene Ontology annotation, cellular component: chromosome passenger complex; spindle microtubule; spindle pole centrosome. NCBI's taxonomy places the organism in Eukaryota, Fungi, Basidiomycota, Tremellomycetes, Filobasidiales, Filobasidiaceae. Gene Ontology annotation, biological process: mitotic spindle organization; regulation of cytokinesis; protein phosphorylation. Gene Ontology annotation, molecular function: ATP binding; protein kinase activity. The record is from RefSeq and is a predicted model, not a curated record. The transcript has 9 exons.
AUUCAAUACAACCCUUCCAGCUCGAGUAGAAGCUGCAUCGGUGCUUCUCUCCUGAAGUCCACGAACGAUCAUGGCUGACAGUCUGACGCUCAAAAUGCGAGGCCUGGCGGUCUCGUCGUCGUCUUCGCAACACGUCUCGAGCGGGGGUGGGCAUCAUGGACUGCAUACGAGCUCGAAACUGGACAGAGCUACCUCGACAACGACAACAACGACGUCUUCGGCUUCAUUACCCCGGAUCACUCCUGUCGUUACGAAAUACCGCAAUCCAGACUUGGGAGGUCGACACGAUCCGGCUACGAUGGCCGGCUCUUCGGGGCAUCAUAAUAAUAACCAGGACGCACCUCGAGCAGCUCUGAUGAGACUAGCAGGAGGUGCACCCAACUUUGAUCGGACAGCAGCAUCAGCAUCAGCAUCGGCAUCAUCAGCAGGUCCUUCCAAUUCCAAUUUGACCAAGAUGGGUUCUCCUAAACGUCUCAUCGGCCAACAUCCCGCUCACGGGAUCCACGGUCCGGCUCAUGGGACGGCAGCUCGGACGUUGGCUAGCAAGAUCGUCCCCGCCGAGUCGAAAAAGGCCCCGAUCCCGAUCCCGAUCAAUCCCAUACAGACGGGCGUAGUGAGGGAUCUCGUGGUGGAAAAAAGAACCUUGGAUGUCGCUCUCGAAGGAGGUCGGAUAUCGAGCGUCAAGGAUGUGGCUAGGAAGAGUGACUCGGAACUAGAGAUGCCGUUCAAGGCACCUCGUUCGCUACUAGACUUCGAGAUCGGCAAACCCCUCGGACGUGGGAAAUUCGGUCGAGUCUACCUGGCGAGGACAAAGACCUCGCCGCGGUACAUCGUCGCCCUGAAAUGCUUGAUCAAGGCGGAGAUCUUGAAGGACAAGGUGGAGAAACAGGUCAGGCGGGAGAUUGAGAUUCAACAAAACCUCAGGCACCCACACGUCCUCCGGCUGUUUACCUAUUUCCAUGAUAGCAAGCGUAUCAUCCUAGCUCUCGAGUUUGCCAACAAGGGGGAACUGUUCAAGCACCUUCAACGAGAGGGCAAGUUUGACGACAAGCGGAGCAGUCGAUACAUCGCGCAAAUGGCGGAUGCGCUGAGUUAUCUGCACGCCAAGCACGUCAUUCAUCGGGAUAUCAAGCCCGAGAACUUGUUGCUCGAUGCCAAGGGCAACCUCAAGAUCGCAGAUUUCGGCUGGAGCGUGCAUGCACCUUCAAACCGCCGACACACCUACUGUGGAACCCUCGAUUACCUGCCCCCAGAGAUCAUCCUAGGCAAAGGUUACGGACACGAAGUCGAUCUGUGGGCACUGGGCGUCCUGACGUACGAAUUUCUCUGCGGAUCUCCUCCUUUCGAGGAGGACUCGCAGACCGGGACUCAACGUCGCAUCUGCUCGGCCGACUACAAGAUGCCCGACUUCUUCUCACCUUUGGCUGCCAACAUUAUCAAGCGGUUGCUAGUCCUGAACCCGCCCGACCGAAUGACGCUUAAAGAAGUCCUUUCCAGUCAAUGGAUCACACAGUACGCGAGCAAGGGUCGUACCAGCGGUGCUUCAAGCACAUGAAACCGCAUCUAUCAACAGAGCUAUCGACAGACCCAUUUUGGCCGUCUGUGCCACAUUAUAAUGAUUUUUCACGAAACGGACACGUUACGCAUUUGUAUACAUUUCUUUGCAUGGACCCAGACAUGAUAUGGCAGUACUAUUUUCUCACUUGAGCAAAACGCAAAAGU